AUGGCUAGCCUCAAGACCCUCCUCCGCGCUCGCCUCGUGUGCAUCUUCUUCUCGUUCGCCUUGACCGUCGCAGCGACAGGUCUCGCAGGAUGGGCCCUCCAGGUCCUGCACGAUGACAAGGUCUUCAUGGCCAAGACGGUCCCCGGAGGCAAGGUCGAAGCCCAGGACGUCGUCGUCGUGUCCGCCCUGCUGUGCGCUGCGUGCGGUUUCGCCGUUGCGGUUGCCACCUACGCCGAGAUCCACCUUUGGCGCGAGCGCAGGAACGGCCACUCGCCGUGGAUCCUGCGUCUCCUCAACGAGAUUGCCCUCGGCGUUGCCGCCCUCUUCGUCCUCGGUGUCGCCAUUGCCGCGACCGUCAUUGUUGUCGGCCGCAGCGCCGUCCUCUCCGCUCCCGGAUUCACCCAGUCCACCCUCAACACACUCGCGGCCGCCCUCGGCAAGAACAUUACCUACAGGGGCACCACCGCUUACGAGUCGAUGAUCUGCGCCUGGUUCGCCUUUGCCUUCCUGACCGCCACAUGGGUCCUCCUCGUCCUCGCUGGUCUGCACUACCGCAAGGAGUCACGCGAGCGUGCCGCGCAGGGCGUCGCCGCUCACGAGACCCACGCUGAGAAGACCUCGCAGUCGUCCGACCACGAGGUCGCCCAGCAGGUUUAA
Messenger RNA from Apiotrichum porosum, 657 nucleotides. RefSeq lists its product as uncharacterized. The record is from RefSeq and is a predicted model, not a curated record. NCBI's taxonomy places the organism in Eukaryota, Fungi, Basidiomycota, Tremellomycetes, Trichosporonales, Trichosporonaceae. Bases 1 to 657 code for a protein of 218 amino acids. The transcript has 4 exons.